This is a messenger RNA of Molossus molossus (Pallas's mastiff bat), 870 nucleotides long. RefSeq names its product iodotyrosine deiodinase (gene IYD). Gene Ontology annotation, biological process: thyroid hormone metabolic process. Bases 1 to 870 code for a protein of 289 amino acids. Lineage: Eukaryota; Metazoa; Chordata; Mammalia; Chiroptera; Molossidae. The record is from RefSeq and is a predicted model, not a curated record. Gene Ontology annotation, molecular function: oxidoreductase activity. The transcript is spliced from 5 exons.
AUGUUCGCCCUCACUCCAGUCUUGGUGGCGGUUGUCUGCGUUUUGAUCGUGUGGAUCUUUAAACAUGCCGAUGGAAGCAUGGAGAGAAGGAAGGGGGAGGCGAGGGUCAGGCCUGAGGCUCGUCCCUGGGUGGAUGAAGACUUAAAGGACAGCACCGACCUCCACCAGGAGGAAGAAGAUGCAGAUGAGUGUCAAGAAGCAGAGGAAAAUGUGGAACACAUCCCAUUCUCCCACACUCGGUAUCCUGAGAAGGAAAUGGUUAAGAGAUCCCAGGAGUUUUAUGAGCUUCUCAAUAAGAGACGCUCUGUGCGAUUCAUAAGUAAUGAGCAAGUCCCAGUGGAAGUCAUUGAUAAUGUCAUCAAAACUGCAGGAACAGCCCCGAGUGGGGCCCACACGGAGCCCUGGACCUUUGUGGUCGUGAAGGACCCGGAUAUGAAGCACAAGAUUCGGGAGAUCAUUGAGGAGGAGGAGGAGAUCAACUACCUGAAAAGAAUGGGGCCGCGCUGGGUCACAGACCUGAGGAAGCUGAGAACUAACUGGAUUAAAGAGUACUUGGACACUGCUCCUGUCUUGAUUCUCAUUUUCAAACAAGUACAUGGUUUUACUGCCAGUGGCAAGAGGAAGGUCCAUUACUACAAUGAGAUCAGUGUGUCCAUCGCCUGCGGCGUCCUCCUCGCUGCCCUGCAGAAUGCAGGACUGGUGACCGUCACCACCACGCCACUCAACUGCGGCCCCCGUCUCAGGGUGCUCCUGAGCCGCCCCACCAACGAAAAGCUGUUGAUGCUGCUCCCCGUGGGGUACCCCAGCAAAGAGGCCACGGUGCCCGACCUGAAACGGAAGCCUCUGGACCAGAUCAUGGUGACUGUGUAG